Molecule: messenger RNA, 1338 nt
Organism: Hyaloperonospora brassicae
Lineage: Eukaryota; Oomycota; Peronosporomycetes; Peronosporales; Peronosporaceae
Source: the annotation of a GenBank genome assembly
AUGCUGCGUCCGCUGCCGCUCCUGCUCGCCGCGCUCCACGCGUCUUUCAGUGCGGCGGUCGACGUGAGCGUCUGCCGCGAUGCCACGUACGACAUUGCCGUCGACGCCUCGACGCUGUGCGCGGGCGCAGGCGCGUUCCCCGCCGGGACGAACUGUCCGAAAACCGGUACCGUCGCGGUCGCCGAGUGCUACCCGUACCUCCCGUCGUACGUGGACGGCCAGUGCGUAGCGCCCGAGGACGCCGUGUGUCGGCAAGUGAACGGAGACACGUGGGGCUGUGUCUUGCCGUCGAUCGGGUGCGACGACGUUGUUUUGGGUUCCCCGCACUGCGCGACGUGGGACUAUUUUGGGGCCCCUCCCGCGCCUCGGCCGUUUGACGGGCACGAGGACGUCAAGUACGACGCGCGCUGGUUCGUCCAGACGACGCCGCUGCGCGACCUGUGGGGCUGCGAAGUCGAAGAGCCGACGCCAGCGCCCACGACACCGCGCCCGACGCCCGCGGCGACCGCUCGAGCGCGCAUUGCUACGCCAGCGCCUACGAGACGAACGCCGGCGCCGACCCCGGCCUCGACGACGAGGACGAAGAUACCGGUACCGACACCGACGCCAGCCCCGACAACGAGGAAUAAGAUACCGGUACCGCCGACACCGACGCCAGCUCCGACAACGAGGAAUAAGACACCGGUAAUGCCGACACCGACGCCAGCCCCGACGACGGGGACGACGACACCGGUACCGCCGAUUUCUACCCCAGCACCGACGACGGGGACGACAACACCGGUACCGCCGACUUCUACCCCAGCACCGACGACGGGGACGAAGACACCGGUAUCGACCGAGACACCGGUACCCGCGUGGACGGAAACUCCGGCGCCGUUGUGGAGUGCGACGCCAUCGCCUACAGUGGCAAACACGACGAAUUCGAGUGCGCCUGGGAACGUCUCGUUUGAGUUUGACCUCUAUGGAGUGAGGGUGGGCGAUGUGGGAUCUCGAGACUUGACGGACGAAAUGCCUUCGACUGCGUCGCAGUUGUCGUUGGACGACAAGAAAAAGUCACCGGGAGCCGGCGAAGCUCCGUCGACUGUGUCGCUGUUGUCGUUGGACGCCGAGAAGGGCUCGACAGGAGUCGGAGCUGGCACAAUUGCAGCGGUGGCGGUCGCCGCGGCAAUUGCUGCCGUUGUUGCAGUUGCUGCGGUGUAUACGCGGAAUCCGAUGCAGUUGUUCCAGCACCAGAACGAGGCAGAAGGAGCAGCUCGAGCGAGCCCGGAGUACGAGAUGGUCGUGACGCCUCCUCAUGCUGUGACGUCUCCACAUGGCAUGACGUCGCCUAGACUGUGA